Messenger RNA from Moneuplotes crassus, 2232 nucleotides. NCBI's taxonomy places the organism in Eukaryota, Ciliophora, Spirotrichea, Euplotida, Euplotidae. The record is from the annotation of a GenBank genome assembly.
AUAAAAACCUCUGAGAAAUGAACGAAAGAAAUCUUAAUAUUAGAAGUGUUAGUCCAUUCCAAAGCCUUGAAAAGAGGAAGCAUAAAAGAAAUAUCUUCUCAACAGGGAGAUGACAUUCCAAACUUAAAAGAAGACAAACUAGGAAAGGAGGCCUUCCUCAAAUUCCUACAUCUCCACAAGAAAGAGUUACUCCCAUUCUGAGCCCAAAGCGAGGCGAGAUUAACUACAAGGAAGAGCUUCAAAAAGGAAGUGAAAUGCUUAGGAAAGAAGCCGGUGAUAACCUCCAGAAAUUCGGAGGCAACUUUAUGUUUGAUUUCUAUGGAGGCAGGGCCAGAAUGGAUUUCUCAAGCAGAAAUGAAGCUGACCAAACAUAUCAAGAAAUAGCUCAUACUUUCAUGGGAGAAAAGAAGAAUAAAUGGGGUGUUUUAUGAAAUUAUGUCACUGGAAGGCAGAACAACAGCGAGAUUGUUAAUAAUGUAAUCACAGAGAGAAUCAAUGACAAGGUAAAAUCAUUGGAAGAUGUAAAAAUCCCUAUUAAGAAAAACUGAAGGAAAAAGGAAAAGUUAACAAAGAUGUUCAGAAAUAACGGUGGUAUGAAUGCCUCAGACGCAAUGAAGACUUAUGACUUCUCCAGCAAAUCAAGAUGAUUAAGUGAUCCUAAAGCAGAGAACACUAUUGACAACACUAAUCUUGGAAAUAACAAUGAAUUGGCAAUGCCAUUGACAAACAAGAGAGAGACUAUGUCUAAAAGUCCCCUCGGAUUGCGGACUAUAAUGCCAGGUGAAGAUAAAGGAUACUUGAAGCCAAUACCUAAGAUGCAAAGAAAAUAAAUCAAAGCAAAGGGUGAACGAAGAAGUAGAAGAUUUUGACACAUACCUUAAAAAGAUGAUGAUGCCUAAAGCUCUGCGAAAAGUAAACCCAAAUUUGCUCAAGCUGAUCCCACGGACCACUGCUAACAGUGGCAAUAGCUCUAUCUUAGUCGAUAUUGAAGAGAACAUAAAGCCGACUGAGAACCAGAAAGAACUGAUCCGGAUGAAAUGGAAUUUGAAGAGGAUGGAAACAGAGCAGAAGAGUCAAAUGAAUCAGUUCAAGAAGAUAAAGCGCAAAAUUAGCCCCAGGAAACUUAUAAUCACUGAGAAAAAGACUAACCCUAUGGAUAAUGUCGAUGAGACUACCUUUAGAGACUCACUUACCAAAGCAUCUAACACUGUAACUAAAAAUGAGAGAUAUUCCAAGAUUGUUCAGAACGAUGAUAAAAUAGGAGAGGAUGAAAUGAAAAACUUCCAGAAGCAGAUGACCAUGCCUCUGAAUAUCUUCACUCCAAAGAGUGAAUCAACCAGGCUGUUUGAUGAAGACAAUGAACUUACCUCAAAUGGCUUCCGUAUUGACGAGAUUGUUGAAGACAUGAAGUCUUCUGAAGAUGACAGUGUAAGUGACUCAGAAGCUUAUACUAAGAAACAAACUGUUCGGUCGAAGAAGAACACUGAAAAGCCCCAAAAGUGAUCUGGGAAGGAAAAGAGAGGCAAGUUCUUUGUCCACAAAGCUAAGAGUUUUAUGAAACCCAAGAAGUUAAAGUCAAUUAAUCCUACAAAGAACAUGAAUGAUAAGCUAGCUAGCUCAAAGAGGAAGAUUAAUAUGAUCAAGCUGAAUUCAACUGCUUUUAAAAAUAUGAGUGUUAAAAGGAUUGGAGAUUCUAGGUCUCCUUCUCCACUCAAGGGACAAAUGAGUGACUCCACCAGUGAAAAUUUCUCAAAUGGUAGUCCAAGUUGUUCAAAAUCUCCCCAGAACUAUGAUUUUGAGAAUGCGAUUAUCUCUCCGAUUAGGUGAGAUGGAAUGGAACCAGAAGUAGGUAUUGUUCAGAGCACAGAUUUUGUAAGCACAACAGAGGAGAAUGAUCCAGCUAUCAAGAAUAAGUUGACUAAGCCUAGUAAUUGUAGUCCACCAGUUGAAAGAGUCCAAAAGGCAACACCUUCACCUAAGAAAAUUAAUAAGCUUACCAUCAAACCCACACAAAUUACAACAAAAAGGAAUGUGAGUAAAGCCUACGCUCCACAAGCAGGGUCUAAUUGAAAGCAGAGGAAGAAGAAAAAGUCGAUUAAGAAGAUGUUUUCAGAAGAAUAUCAGCUUAAAUCAGCUAACUUAUAAUUUUUAAAUCCGCCAUACCCAAUGAAAAGAAAUAAUUAUUAAUGUCAUAAACCACUCCUUCUAAUUUUCCUCCUUAUUGUUCAAUUG